Molecule: messenger RNA, 822 nt
Organism: Ophidiomyces ophidiicola
Lineage: Eukaryota; Fungi; Ascomycota; Eurotiomycetes; Onygenales; Onygenaceae
Exons: 2
Coding region: 1-822 (273 amino acids)
Source: RefSeq, a predicted model, not a curated record
AUGCCAUUGAAGACCAUUAACUCCAAAUCUCUCUACUACACUUUAACUGGUCCCACUACCUCCAGUGCCUCCAAUCCGUUGACGCUCAUUUUCGUCCACGGAUUAGGCUCUUCCUCGUCUUUCUAUUUCCCAAUUAUCCCACAUCUCUCAUCUCUUGGCCAUCGAUGUAUCACGAUAGAUACGCAUGGCAGCGGAGCAUCUCGGUACCAUGCAGAUGCCGGGAAUAGCAUAGCUAGUAUAACAUCUGAUGUAACAGGCCUGCUAGAUGCUUUGGAGAUCAGUCGCAACGUCGUUGUCGUUGGCCACAGCAUGGGCGGUAUAAUAGCAUCGCAACUUGCAGCAUCCGAUAAUAUUGGGAGAAUUGCAGCCGUGGUAUUGAUUGGGCCAGUAAACCCCAACCCAGCAGCUGCAGAAGCUUUUGGAAAACGGAUAAAGAUUGUCCAAGAACAUGGCAUGGAGGCAAUGGCCGAUUCAAUUCCACAGAGUGCUACCGGUUCACAGUGUAGUCCCCUGGUUCAUGCGUUUAUCCGACAACUACUCAUCACUAAUGACCCAGAGGGCUAUAUUUCCUUGUGCCAUACAAUUGCAGAAGCACCCGUACCAAAUUAUGCAAGCAUUAAUGUUCCUACUCUUCUCUUAGCUGGGGAGGAAGACAAAUCUGCGCCAUUAUCAGGCUGCGAGAAGAUUUUAGCAGGGUACGGAAGCAAGAUCAAGAAACUAAAUGUCUUGAGUGGUAUUGGUCAUUGGCUUGUCUUAGAAGCCCCAGAUCAAAUCCAGUCCGCGAUUGAAUCUUUUUUACAAACAUUAUCGCAGAACAAGUGA